CAACUUCUCAGUGGCUGUGUACACUCUAAAUAUUCGGCUUUGCUUUCAACGUCGUCGUCCGCAACCUGCUUGUUUUUUAUCUUCUGAAUUGUGGUUCAUAAUGCAGCCUAUGCCGAAUCGUAUGGGACUCGGUCUGCGUCCGCCUUUUCCGUCGUUCGGCCAGGGUCCCUCAAUAUCUGCUCUUGCCGCACAGCAGCAGGCCAUGCACUUUGUGCCACCGCAGGCGCAGAAACAGACCAAACUCUUUGUUGGCUCCAUAUCAGGUGGCGUCACGGAUUCCUUCAUCAAUGAACUCCUCUCGGCAUGCGGCAAGGUCACUUCGUUUAAGCGUCUCAUAACGCCUGCCAACAAACCCCAAGGUUUUGGUUUUGCAGAAUAUGAUGAACCUGACAGCGCUCUCCGAGCGAUCAGCCUGCUCAAUGGUGUUGAAUUGCCCGCGUUGGAGGAUGGUUGCGCCAACAAAAACUUGCUGAUCAAAGCAGACGAAAAAACGAAAGCCUUUUUGGACGCUUAUAAUUCACAACGGAUGUUAACUAAUGCCGAUGAAGAAAGAAAUAAGCAAGCUAAAGCAAGAAUUGACGAACUCGUGCAAAGAAUCAACAAGGAAUCCCAGGAUGCAGCCGAAAGUGGCCUACUAGAUAAAGAAAAAUAUGUUAUCCCGCCUCACCUACAUGAUUUGCAAGAAGCCGACCUUCCGGAAACUCAGCGCGGUCUCGUCAUCUCUGAGAUUGCUCAGUUCCGAGAGAGGGCCGCGAAGAGAGAAAGAGAAAAGAUGAAAGAUGGGCCACCAUUCCCCCAAGGAGGUGCACCAAGUGGUCCCAAGGCUCGAGAAUGGGGCAAGCCUCCACCACAACAACAAUCACCGACAGUAGCUUCCUCGCGUGGAAAGCCUUCUAUGAGUGGGUUUGUAAAAGAAGAACGAGGGGCAGCGGAUGAUGGCCGACGAACUUCUCGUACCACGAAGACCGAUGAAGAGCUUGAGCAGGAGAGGAAAGAAACCAGGAAACGCGACGAGGAAAUUUCUUUCAGAGACCGAGAAAGGCGAUACGAACCCAGAGAACGAGUGCGAAUAGCAACUUUGGAAAGAGCAAUCGCACGAGAACGGGCUACAAAAGAAGCUGAGGAUAGAGAUCGUGUAGAGAUGCGGGAACGCUUGGAUCUCUGGGACGACGACGAGAGCGAUGAGCUGUUUUAUUUGGAUAGAUCACGAUGGCGCCAACUACGAGCUCGACGACUAGAAGCCGAAGAAGCCGCUGACAUAAAAUCUCGGAGAUUCGAAGAGCAGGAAGCUGAAAAUUUGCGUCGCGAGUCAGAGGACUUUUUAGCACGACAAAUGGACGAGAUGCAGGCGUUGGCGGAAGAGCAACGAAAGGCUGGUUUGCUUUUGGACGAUGGCGGCUUGGUAAAACUCAAUGUCUCUCUGGCGCCUGCUCCUGCAAAAGAAGGCGGAAAGGAGAAGGCAACGACAGUGUUCGCAGAGGAGGAGGAUGAAGAGGAGGAGAUUAAGAAGAGGAAGGUGCCGUUAGUCAAGUUGGACUUCAGCGUGGCAGAGAGUAGCGAGAAGAUGAAAGAAAGAUUGGAACGCAUCAAGGAAUCUGUUCCUCAUGAUACGGAGUCAUUAUUCAAGGCAAAAGUUCGUUGGGAUGGGCUUUCCGAUAUCAUCAUUGAUCGCAAAUUUGAGCCUCUUGUCAAACGUCUCAUGGUCAAGUAUCUAGGCGAAAUGGAGGAAGAGGAUUUGAUCAUGUUCGUGUUAGAACAUUUGAAAGAUCAUAAAGGUCCCCAGAAGCUUGUUGAGGGACUUGAGCCGGUCCUUGAAGAGGAAGCUGCAGAGCUGACCAAGAGCGUCUGGCGGCAGAUUAUUUUUGAGAGUAUGGCAUACGGUGAAGGGCUUCUUACCGAAAAAAUGCUUGUUGACUAGCAUGAAUGGUAUGGAUUUGUGUCGCGUCGCGUCGUAGGACAGGUGCGUUUCGUAGUCUCAAUACAUAUUCUGGCUGAAGUGCACGCUCGUCACUUCUCGCUACACGCUACUUGGGCCCAUUGGUGCCUUACGGUUGAGAUGGUGGUUUAGGAAACUGCGAUGAGGUUGGGGACUUGCCGUGAGUCAUGACCUUAAUCAACUGAUCGAGACUGGCACCUCACAUAUUUACUGUCUGUACUUGUGAUGGAUUUCCUGUACCACAUGAGCUUUUUAAACAUUUUCCCCGCACUUUUCUGUCCCCGGUCCAUCUUUCUAUGGCGAUCUGAGUUUGAGUUCAUUGCGCGGCACAUUCACAGUUGAGC
This is a messenger RNA of Lentinula edodes (shiitake mushroom), 2280 nucleotides long. RefSeq lists its product as uncharacterized. Gene Ontology annotation, molecular function: mRNA binding. NCBI's taxonomy places the organism in Eukaryota, Fungi, Basidiomycota, Agaricomycetes, Agaricales, Omphalotaceae. The transcript is spliced from 9 exons. The coding region runs from base 101 to 1918 and encodes 605 amino acids. Gene Ontology annotation, biological process: mRNA processing. Gene Ontology annotation, cellular component: spliceosomal complex. The record is from RefSeq and is a predicted model, not a curated record.